UGCUUUCCCGCUUGUUUUAUUCCGCCAAUUAACUAGGGGCAGGCUUGUUUAUGAAAAGAUGAACUAUCAGGGUUUUCAUGGAAAUUACCAGGGUGGUGAUGGUGGUUUUAUGAGCCCUGGUGUUGGAUCACCUGCAAUAGACAGUUCACAAAAAAAGAAAAAUAGAUCACAAACUUUAUUACCUAUUACCGCCGCAAUUUUUCACAAAGCAGAAUAUAAUUCAACAGAAGAUGUUUUUCGUCAUGAUGACAUAGAUAUUCAUCAAGUUACUAUAGUUGGUGUCAUUCGUGAAGUCCAGGAAGCUGCUACAAAUAUUUCAUAUAAAAUAGAUGAUAUGACUGGUGAUUUAGUUUCAGUUAGAAAGUGGAUUGAUGCAGAAGAUCCAAGCGACAAUUUAAAAAGAUCAGAGUGUAGAGAAGAUACCUAUGUUCGUGUUGUUGGUAAUAUGAAAUCAUUUAAUGAUGGUCAAAUGAGAAGUGUAAUGGCAUUUAGUUUAGUGCCUAUUAAAGAUUUUGAUGAAAUUUCUUUUCAUUUUUUGGAUGUUAUAUAUGCUAAUUUAAGUCUGAAAAAGGCACCCAACCUUUCGAUUGCAAAUAAUAAUACAGAUGCACCCUUGAAUAGAUUUAGUAAUGAUCCAUUAGGAGGUGGCUUUAAUGAUGCUGGUUUAACUGGUAACAAUAAAGUUGUGUUCAAUUACAUUUCAGCAUGUACAGCUGAGCAAGGAAUUAGCAUUAUGGAGUUAAAACAAAAGACUAAGAAUAUUGGUGAAGUUCAGUUAAGAAAUAGUUUAGAAUGGUUAAGCAAUGAAGGGCAUAUUUAUUCCACAAUCGACGAUGAUCAUUUUCGUUCUACUUCAAAUUGAUCUCUUAUCUUAUUUAAAAAAAUUAAUCGCCCUGAUUUAAAUAUACAUUUACUGUGCGUUUACUAUUAAACUUCUUAUUCGUCAACCACAACCCUAACGAAUUUACAACUGUUGGUUGGAGAAAAUGUGGCUGAAAAAGAAAACAGUAUGCCUGGUACCAAAAAAUGUACACGCUUUGAGAAAAUUACAUAUAGCGCUUUAUAAGGCAUUUGUAUAAGUACAUUAUUUCUACUUAAAGUAAAUUUUUUUUGUUAUAACAUGUUUUAAUCUUGUAAAAUUAAUACUAUAAAGAAUAACAAAAUAAACUUU
This is a messenger RNA of Hydra vulgaris (swiftwater hydra), 1171 nucleotides long. RefSeq names its product replication protein A 32 kDa subunit. Gene Ontology annotation, cellular component: DNA replication factor A complex; chromosome, telomeric region; nucleus. Gene Ontology annotation, molecular function: single-stranded DNA binding. The record is from RefSeq and is a predicted model, not a curated record. Gene Ontology annotation, biological process: DNA replication; nucleotide-excision repair; double-strand break repair via homologous recombination. Lineage: Eukaryota; Metazoa; Cnidaria; Hydrozoa; Anthoathecata; Hydridae.